GUCAAAGGGUAGUCGCGACUAUGUACUUAGUAUAGUUUCGUCAAUGAUCUCAUUAAACAAUUAAACUCAAUUCUUUAAUAUCGAUAUCCUUUUCUUGUUUCGGUCUUAAAUCCGACGACAACAACCAUAAAAACCAAUGCGUGCGAGUUCACUGCUAUAAGUCUAGCAAGGCCGAGAAUCAAAAUUGCCCGAGACGCCACCUAAAAUCCCCUUGAGCUACCGAACACAAACAAAUUCUUUUCUCUUUCGACCCAAUGAACAACACCAUUGUCGAACAAUUCGACGAUGUCACCGACUCGACGGAUUGGCUGUCAACGCCAAUAUCCGGUCUUGCAGCUGUAGAAGCAGCUCUCCGAUGCCAAGUUUGCAAGGAUUUCUACAAAACACCGAUGCUGACUUCGUGCAACCAUACCUUCUGCUCCAUAUGCAUUCGCCGCGCCCUUUCCAACGAUGGAAAGUGCCCCUUAUGUCGCGCAUCCGAACAAGAAAUGAAACUACGUAGUAAUUGGUCCAUGGAAGAGGUUGUCGCUACAUUUACAAAAACUCGCCCUGAUGUUUUGCUAUUUGCGAAGAGGUCGCAGGAGGCGACAGGAGAGUCAGCAAAAAGAAAAUUGGAAGACACAGAGAGCUUUGAGUCGAGUAGCCAGCCAUCGAAAAAGAGGUUACGAUCUUCAACAAGAUUAAGCAAAUCGAGGAGCAUGGAGAUAACUUCAGAGAUGGCAUGCCAGGAGAUCGAAAUACCUGACCAAGACCUGACGGAUUUCGAACCUAAAGACGGUUUAGUCGCAUGUCCAAUUUGCCUGCAGCGCAUGAAGCCACUCCAGGUAGAUAGGCAUCUUGACACAUCCUGCCCCGGCGAACCGCAACCGCAACAAAAUAUAUCUUCGAAUCGAGAUUCACGAUCAACGAGUACACCGAAUGGAUUCUCCGCCCCAUCACCCAGAAAACCACCACCGAAAGCCCCAGAACGGCUACCAGCGAUAAAUUACUCAAUGCUCAAAGAACCGCAACUCAAGAAGAAAUUGGUAGAGCUAGGCAUAUCGACAACGGGUAAUCGGUUAAUGCUAGAAAAAAGACAUAAAGAAUGGACCACAAUAUGGAACGCAAACUGCGAUUCUCAAUAUCCAAGACGAAAAGCAGAACUCUUACACGACUUGGACACGUGGGAGCGCACAGUGGGUGCCAAAGCACCGACGUCCUCUAAAUCGUUCGUCGUAGGGGCUCAGAUCAAGGAUAAGGAUUUCGACGGUGCUGCAUGGGCCGCGAAACACGAUAAUUCGUUCAAAGAUCUAAUAGCUAAUGCGCGGAGGAAUAAGGCCUUUGUAGAGCGUGGUACUAAUAAGUUAGAUGAGGCGGCGCCGACUAACGGUAUAAAAAGUAAUAGUGGGGAUGAGCCUACGCCGCAGGCGGAUACGGAGAUGUUAGCUUCGCUUGAAGAUUCCAAGGAACCCCAAGCGCCAGUCGACUCGGUUACUCAAGCUGCCGGAAUAAUUGAUUUAACACGCGAAAUAGCAUCAUCAGAUGCGUCAGACGCGGCACUCUCAGAUGGGGAGGGUGGGACGGCAGAUAUAGGUGCUUCAUCAAGAACAACAGUGAUAUCAUGAGACA
Molecule: messenger RNA, 1608 nt
Organism: Hypoxylon trugodes
Lineage: Eukaryota; Fungi; Ascomycota; Sordariomycetes; Xylariales; Hypoxylaceae
Product: DNA repair protein rad18
Exons: 1
Coding region: 255-1604 (449 amino acids)
Biological process (GO): protein monoubiquitination; DNA damage tolerance
Cellular component (GO): Rad6-Rad18 complex; nucleus
Molecular function (GO): ubiquitin protein ligase activity; single-stranded DNA binding
Source: RefSeq, a predicted model, not a curated record